Molecule: messenger RNA, 399 nt
Organism: Eimeria acervulina
Lineage: Eukaryota; Apicomplexa; Conoidasida; Eucoccidiorida; Eimeriidae
Exons: 2
Coding region: 1-399 (132 amino acids)
Source: RefSeq, a predicted model, not a curated record
AUGCAGUCCUCCGUACCCGCCAUCCUCACCCUUGUAGUCACUAUGGUUUCGGCGUGUAACAGUCCAGCGGAAGCACCGGAAGCAGAUGUAGGCUUAUCCAACCCUGAAGUCAUCGAAUUAGGCGAUGAUGUGCCUUCAACCCUGUCCAGCGCUACGCCCGAGGGGGGAAGGCUUUCAGGUCCACGAGCUGCUACUGUGCUUAUCUCUACUAUAGUGGCUGUGCUCAUCUUUCUCUUAUUUGUAGUGCUGCGCCGCCAAACCCCCACUCCGCAGCCAGAUCAGCCGACGGUCCCCGAAGAUGAGAAACCAAAGGAAGAGAAGCCUGAAGAGGAAGUAGCGGUAGCAGUUCUCUUUGAUAGUGGGCCCAUUGAGUUGACUCUGGCGUUGCUGCUCGAGUAA